AUGCGUCUUGAAAGGGAGCGCUUUAAAGCUCUCUAUAACAAUGAUUUGCACUUUGAGGCACUGGAGGUGUUGAAGGGAUUCCUUGCCCCCUUCAACGCCGUCAGCAAGGUGGCGGAGAGGUCGCUCUACCCGACAAUCUCCAUGGUCAUUCCAAGCUACAACGACAUGCUUGAUGGUUUGGAGGCGAAGCGCCAGGGCCGCCCGUCCAUGCUGGUCAUGGAGAUGACCGUUGCCGCGCUGGGGCACUUCAAGAAAUAUGUGUAUGCCAGCAGUGACGACCUGCUCAUCGCCACAUUCCUAGAUCCAGCGACGAGGGAGGGGUAUUUCGCUCUAGGCACGUGGGAGAAUCGGCAUCCAGAGUUGGUUAGCCAGGGGGGCAGGAGGCGGGCAAGGGGUCCGGUGAUGGUGGAUGAGAUCUUGAUCCUGGUGCGCACACGUGUGGAGGCGUACCAGGCGCAUGGCGGCGGAGGGGCCGCUCUACCCGACCACCUCCAUGGCCCCGUCGCCACCCCUCUAGGCCCCUUGCGGCCCCUCUACGGCCCCGUCGCCGCCCCUAGCGGCCCCGUUGCUACCCCUGGAGGCCCCGUCGUCGCCCUUCGCGGCCACCUCGCCGCUCUUCGCGGCCCCGUCGCCACCCCAUAG
Messenger RNA from Closterium sp. NIES-65, 642 nucleotides. The record is from the annotation of a GenBank genome assembly. NCBI's taxonomy places the organism in Eukaryota, Viridiplantae, Streptophyta, Zygnematophyceae, Desmidiales, Closteriaceae.